AAGAAGUAGAAGAAGAAGAAUCCUCCAACUGAGAUGCUAACGGUGUUAGCUUAUCUUYGUCUGGUGUCAUUUUGAGUCCCGUUGUGGUGUCUGAGCUGAAUUUAUGGGUAUCUAUAAUCACAAUGUCUUCWCCAACGUGUAAGGAAGAGCUUAGUGACGAUGAAUUAACUCCUGUCGAACAAACAUUUACGGAACUUAAGGAAAUAAUUGUAAAGUCCGAGGAAGAGAUCGACGGUGAGCGCAGACUGCUGGAUGUCAACCGGAUACCCCAGAUAAUCGUUCACCAAAUAGAUUCGCAGCAUUAUGUUGAGAAGAAGGAGGUUCUUGUUGGCCGGCAACUUGGGAACCAGGAGAGGAGCUUCACAUUGGACCAGGAGGAACCAGAACCCUUGCAGAUCAAAGAAGAGCAGGAUGAGCUGGAACAUCUAGAGACUAAAGAGGAAGAGGAUGAAGUCUGCAUCAGUCAUGAUGAAGCACGAUUUGAGCUGAAGCAGGAGACUGAGACCGUUAUGGUGACUCUUUGUAAUGAGGAAAAAUACCAGAUUGGACCAGAACCAAAGUGGAACCAGRUCAUCUCUCAGGAUCCUUCUGGAAUUGAGAUCCAGCAUCAGGAAGGAAGCAGUGAUGAAGACUCAGAAUCAGAGACAGAUGAAAAAGAGCAAAUGCAAAACAAGAGAUGCCAACAUAAUAACAAUGCGUGUUCUUGUGAAAUUGGUGCCGAAUUUACUCCUCACAAUAGUCUUUUGUCUCAAAGCAUGGAAAAUCACACAGAGGAAAAGCCUUUCGCAUGUGUGACAUGUGGAAAAAGUUUUUCUCAAAAAAGUUUUUUGACCAACCAUGAGAGGGUCCACACCGGUGAAAGGCCUUUCUCGUGUUCAAUUUGUGGAAAAGGUUUUACUCAAAAAAUUCAUUUAACUCAUCACUCCRCUACUCACACAGAUGAGAAGCCUUUCUCAUGCUUGACCUGUGAGAAAACAUUUAGGUUCAAAAGCAGUUUGAAYAUACACGUCAGAAUCCACACAGGUGAGAAGCCGUUUCCAUGUAUGACCUGUGGAAAAAGCUUUAAUCAGAAAGGUAAUUUGAUUUAUCACAUGAGAAUUCACACAGGUGAGAUGCCGUUCUCGUGUAGCAUUUGUGGAAAGGGUUUCACUCAAAGAAGUCAGUUACAACUACACAUGAGAAGUCACACAGGUGAAAAGCCUUUCUCCUGUGUGACCUGUGGAAAAAGUUAUAGUCAAAAAGGAAAUUUAACUUGUCACAUGAGAACUCACACAGGAGAGAAGCCCUUUCCAUGUCUGACCUGUGGAAAGAGUUUCACUAUCAAAAGUCUUUUAAACAAGCACCUCCGAACUCACACAGGCGAAAGGCCUUUCUCCUGUGUGACCUGUGGUAAAAGUUUCCUUCAAAAGACUCACUUAACGGAUCACCUGAGGAUUCACACAGGUGACAGGCCUUUUUUGUGUAUGACUUGUGGAAAAGGGUUCCUUCAAAGAACUCAUUUAACAGAUCACAUGAGGAUUCACACUGGUGAGAAGCCUUUCUCAUGCAACACUUGUCAUAAAACGUUUAGCCUAAAAAGUAAUUUGAAUUUACACAUGAAAAKUCACACAGAAUAGAAGUCUUCCAAAACACGUUCAACCAAAACUGGAAAGAUCUGUUAUAAAACACACAAAUUUGCACAUACAUAUGCAAAGUUAUGUCAACAUCUCACCAUCCCAGCCUAGACUGUUAGGGAAAAGUCUAAAGCUGACUUGGAUUGGAUAGACUGUUCCCCUUAUAAUUUCCAGUCCAGUGUUUAUAUACAUAUGAAGCUGUUACAAUUGAAUGUUUAAAGCAUUUUUGUAAAGUUAUAACAACUGAAUAUGUUGAAUUUAUGUUUUUGAAGUUACUUGUCCACCUUCUAAGCUAGGUCUUGUAGUGCAUGUAGUAGGAGUUGAGUACACUGCUUUCAGCUGAUAAUAUUCAGGUUUGUUUAGGAAAACUCGAUUGUCUUUUUGUUUUAUUUCCCAGACACAAAUUGAAAGUCCAGUGUAGAGUCAGAGUGCAAAGGGACAGAACGACCCUGACAGAGCCGAGAAUCUUUGACCAAUCAAGUCUACAAACAAGUUUAAUCUACCUGUGCAAAAUUUGGUUGCAUUGGUUGAAAUCUUUCCACCAGAUGGUUUCUUGAGUAACUUCAACAAGAUGAMGUUUUGGAGUGGUAUAGCCAAACUSUGGACUGAAAUCCAAUUCGGAUACYGUGUGUCGGAUGAUCCUAAACAUGCUGUUGAAAAGCCUCCGACAUUGCAGAAUUAAAAUGUUUCCCCAGCGUAAAGUGGGCCGAAAUUCUUCAGGGGUGAAAUUAAACUUAAACACUAAUUUCCAGUUAUAAUGAACGGUUGUGACAUGUAUGACUCCACURAUUUUAUUUUUAUUUGUUAAGUACCAUGAGRUGUGUUGUGAAUUGGAAUUGGAAUAUAUGAACUGAUUUUAAUUACAUUGAUUUACUUUUUCUUUUAAUAAAAUAAUCAUUUAAAAUGUGCUUUUCAYAGUGUAAUAAGGYUACCKUAUUMCAGUAUUACAAUUUUGCUGAUAAUUUGAAGUCAAUAAAGUUUUACUAAAGCGCAAAAACAAAAGUAACUAUGUCUAUAUACUUAUAUUUCAAAUCUGUGUAUGUUGGGAACAAAGAUAAACAAUUUCAAUUCCCUUGUUUGUGCGUGGAAACAUGACCAAUAAAGCUGAUUUUAUUUCUCAUA
Molecule: messenger RNA, 2735 nt
Organism: Poecilia reticulata (guppy)
Lineage: Eukaryota; Metazoa; Chordata; Actinopteri; Cyprinodontiformes; Poeciliidae
Biological process (GO): regulation of transcription by RNA polymerase II
Cellular component (GO): nucleus
Molecular function (GO): RNA polymerase II cis-regulatory region sequence-specific DNA binding; DNA-binding transcription factor activity, RNA polymerase II-specific
Source: RefSeq, a predicted model, not a curated record